AUGGAGUCGCCACUCGAGAACAUGAACAUGAACUUCGCAGCCACUGCCAACCAGAUCUUCAGUCUGAUGAGCCUCGCCCACAGCCGGAGGCCGACGGGGCUGGGUGUCCUUUGCCACCCCAGCGCAUGUGCUCACGAACUCUCUUUCCAGAAGACGAAGUUUACGAGCGAAAGUGGCUUGAAGGCUCGUCGCAACUUGAAGUGGGGAGGCUUCGAGUCACUGGGAGGCGCUUCUACAAGCGUUCCAACUGUUGCAGCAUGGGGCUCGAAUCACCUCGAUGUGUUUGCUUUGGGUACCGACAGUGCAGCAUGGCAUAAAUGGUGGAAUGGCGGCGCUUGGAGUGGCUGGGAAUCGCAAGGCGGCAUCUUCGAGUCUCCAGUGGACGUCUGCAGCUGGGACCAUAACCGCCUCGAUUUCUUCGGCCUCGGUACUAAAAAUGCUGCAUUCCACAAGUCCUGGGAGGGAUCAAGGGUAUCUUCUUCCCUCACGCUAUCUUCCCUCGCGCUUGAGCCCCAAUUGCUAGCUCAAAGCUGUACAGACAUUUCUACUUCCUCAUCACAGUGCAGCGCGUAUGAACCUCUCGGCGGCAUCUUCACUUCCCCCGUCAAAUCAGUCUCCUGGGAACCAGAACGUCUCGAUCUAUUCGCAGCCAAAUCAUCGGGCCCUCGCGACCUCGCUGUGGUCGGACGAGGAACCGACAGUGCCUCGUGGAUCAAUCAGUGGAGCGGUUCCUGGACUGAGUGGCAGAGCCUGGGCGGAAACUUCAUUUCGGAGCCGAGCAUUGUAAGCUGGGGUCGAGGCAGAUAUGAUCUCUUUGGCAUUGGUAUCGACGGUGCGAUGUAUCACCGAUACUAUGCCAAUGGAAGUUGGUCUGCGAGCUGGGAGAAUUUAGGGGGCGUGUUGGUUUCGGCCCCGACUGCUGUGAGCUGGGGCGCGAACAGGCAUGACAUCUUUGCCCUGAGAACCGACGACGCUGUUUGGCACAACUGGUGGGAUGGCCCUGCGUGGGGAGGCUGGGAGAGACUUGACUGA
Molecule: messenger RNA, 1032 nt
Organism: Drepanopeziza brunnea f. sp. 'multigermtubi' MB_m1
Lineage: Eukaryota; Fungi; Ascomycota; Leotiomycetes; Helotiales; Drepanopezizaceae
Source: RefSeq, a predicted model, not a curated record